Molecule: messenger RNA, 2469 nt
Organism: Topomyia yanbarensis
Lineage: Eukaryota; Metazoa; Arthropoda; Insecta; Diptera; Culicidae
Product: peptide transporter family 1
Exons: 6
Coding region: 192-2342 (716 amino acids)
Biological process (GO): transmembrane transport; oligopeptide transport
Cellular component (GO): membrane
Molecular function (GO): dipeptide transmembrane transporter activity
Source: RefSeq, a predicted model, not a curated record
AACCGUUCGCUUGCCUUCAGUCAUCCGGCGGCUGCACAGGCAGGUGGAACGCGAUCAACGUAGUGGAAAAAAAAAUCCCCGGUAGAUUUAUCACUGGUCUGCUGUCGAACUUAGUAGAUCUUCGGUGUGUGGCGGGAAAUGGUGUUAGUGAUUCUUAGCUAGAAUAUAUACAGCAGAUCUACUUAAACAACAUGACGGAGGAAACGAAAACAGGAGAUGUCCCACCGAAUGGCGAUGUAGCGGAUGUCGAAGGAGAGCCCAAGAAACUGAAGUACCCGCGCUCUAUCCCAUUCAUUAUCAGCAAUGAGUUCUGCGAACGCUUCAACUACUAUGGCAUGCGAACUAUCUUGGUGCUGUACCUCACUCGAAAGCUGGAUUAUGAUGAUGAUACGGCAACGGUUAUGUAUCAUUCGUUCACAACCUUGGUCUACUUUAUGUGUAUUUUCGGUGCGAUCAUAUCGGACAGUUGGCUCGGUCGAUUCCGAACGAUCUGGUCCCUAUCCAUCGUGUACGUAUGCGGCAGUACACUGAUCUCGAUAGGUGCUAUCCCAACGCUCGAUGUCAAUGCCCAGGCUAUGACCAUCAUCGGUCUGCUGCUGAUCGCUGUCGGUUCCGGUGGUAUUAAACCGUGUGUGGCUGCUUUCGGUGGAGAACAGUUCCAAAUGCCCGAACAGGCACGGUAUUUGGCAAUCUUUUUCUCGAUGUUCUACUUCGCCAUCAAUUUGGGUUCGUUCAUAUCCACUAUGCUUACUCCGAUUCUUCGUGAGGAUGUCAAGUGCUACAGCGAAGAUGACUGUUUCUCUUUGGCCUUCGGAGUUCCCGCUAUUUUGAUGGUGGUAUCGAUUGCCAUCUUCCUGAUCGGAAAGCCACUGUACAAACUCACCGAUCCGGCGGGUAACAUGUUCGUUAAGGUAUCCAAGUGUAUUUGGACUGCAAUCCGUACCCGAUCCAAGGAGAAAUCAGUGAAUCCUCGCGAGCACUGGCUGGAUUAUUCGGAGAAGCGCUGGGGACAACAGCUAGUAGAUGAAACCAAGAUUUUAAUGAACGUUUUGCGACUGUACAUUCCGCUUCCGGUCUUUUGGGCGCUAUUCGAUCAACAGGGCUCCCGCUGGACUUUCCAGGCAACCAGAAUGGACGGUGAUCUCGGUUCUUGGACAAUCAAACCCGAUCAGAUGCAGGUUCUCAAUCCGCUGUUGAUCCUGGUCUUCAUUCCAUUGUACGAAGUCGCCUUCUACCCACUGUUGUCUUUAAUCGGGAUUCGACGCCCACUACAGAAGCUUACUCUCGGUGGAAUUCUAGGCGGUGUAGCAUUCUUCAUCUCCAUGAUCGUGGAGAUUCAACUGGAACACACUUACGCCGUGAUGCCCCAAGGCGGCGAAUCACAACUUCGCAUCUUCAACGGAAUGAACUGCGUAUACAACGUACAAACCAACAUUCCCGAUCAUGCCAAUUUCGUAUUGGAAGCGAUGGGAUCAUUCGAAGAAAAAUACGUUGGUGUUCAAGGUGAAAAAUCAUUCACUUACUCAAUGUCUUCGAACUCUCCCGGCGCGGGAUGCAAUGUGCCACUAAGCGGACAAUUCCAGCUGAACGAACGGGAACAAAUUUCCUACUUUGUCAACAACCGUGGCGGAACGGUGAAUUUGCUGCGCUACCUAGACAACACCGAAAAAUCCUCCAAAGGUUACCCGGUGUUCCGAGUUCUCGGAAACACUGCAGUCGAUCGGACAUUCGUGUUCAAAGACUUGGAUCCCUCGAAUUCAUUCGAUAGACAUAAGAAUAGUACUUACUACAAUGAUAUUAUAGAAUCUUUUCCUUCGGAAUAUGAGAUAAUGGUCGACGAUAAACCCAUUUUCAAGUACACAAUGCGACUUGGAGGCGUUUACACGUUCAUCCUGACAGAGGACGAAACUAAUAUCACGGCCAACGUCAUCACCGUUACCGAUCCAAACUCGAUCAACAUGCUAUGGCUGGUUCCGCAGUACGUUGUGCUAACGCUGGGUGAGGUCAUGUACUCGAUCACCGGUCUGGAGUUCUCCUUUACGCAAGCACCGGAGAGUAUGAAAUCUGUCCUGCAAGGCUGCUGGCAACUAACGGUCGCCAUCGGUAAUCUAAUCGUGGUCAUUGUGGCCGAAGCUAGGAUCUUCGAUGCCCAGAAGUGGGAGUUUUUGCUGUUUGCUGUGCUGAUGAUCGUCGACAUGGGGCUGUUUGCCGUGCUCGCCUACUACUACAAACCGAUUCCGCUGAAAAAGUACGACGAUGAUGACGCUAACACGACCCUGCCCAUCGAAGACCAGAAGGAGGAGCGCGGAUUGGAAAAUCCGACCUACACCAAGAGUGAAUAAUUGCCAGGAAAUGACAACUACCAUGUAGAUAAAUGUUUUUUUAGAUUGUGCUGUUGUGCAGCCGCAGUUGUUAUAAGUAUACAUAUGUAAAAGUUCAUCCUUGUAAAAUAAUGAUUGGAAAAUUUAA